Rubroshorea leprosula is the source of this 1672-nucleotide messenger RNA. NCBI's taxonomy places the organism in Eukaryota, Viridiplantae, Streptophyta, Magnoliopsida, Malvales, Dipterocarpaceae. The record is from the annotation of a GenBank genome assembly.
UGAUUAAGAAGCCAAAAGUAGGAGCCUUUCCGGAAGAUAUAGCAUUCAGAACCUAAAAAGGAAGACGGGGAAGCAGCUGUGUCGAAUAUAUUGUCUGGAGAACAAUAUGAAGAUGAAAGGAUUUGAGAAAGACCUUUAGGCUCUAGUUGCCUGCCAGUAACUGUAUGGCUGUGCCAACCCAAUCCCCAGUGUUACCACAAUUAAAAGGAGCAUACUCCAAAAUUGAGAAAAAUAAGAAAUAAUGGAUCCAGUAGUUGUCUAGAAUCUAUGGUUCUUUCACUUACAUAUUUUAUUUACCAGUUAACUGUCAUCUUGUUGCUUGUUGAGGAUGCUUAUGAUGUCGAUGAAUUUGCAGUGUGUUAAGACAGAGUUUCACCCUGCCAUGAAAGAUGCAGACCAGACUAAUUGCUGUUUUGUUUGCUUUCUUAGUGUGAGGAACUGUGGCAUGGGAAAGCACACAUACCUCGUGCAUCACAAGCCCGGGGACUUUCUAAACUGGCCGCUUAUUCUAUAUCUGUCAUGGAUGGCAGACGUACCCGUAUCUUGAGGGAUGAUCUUUGCGACCAUGCUUGGGAAUUUCAUUUUACCAAGGUAUGUGCCUCACAAUUAUAAUCCAGUUAGAGGCAGAGAGUGUUUUAUCCUGUGAACUAGGUCUACUAUGAACAUCAUGCUUGAUUCUUAGUAUGUGUAGUGCAGCUGUGAUUCAACGGCUUGAAGAUUGCAAGUGCCUUGAAAUGAAUCAGUAGUAGAAAGGUUUGAAUUUUUGAAUUGGUGAAAAGAGUUUCCUUUUUGCUUUCUUUAAAUCAGCUACUCUAACAAAAUGCAGUCGUUGUUGAAGAUUAACUUUAUUUCCUCAAUGCCGUCAUCAGUUUUGUAAAUCCUUCUCCAAAUAAUUCUCUCUCACUCUGUUAAUAUGAUUCUCAGAAUAAUAAUUAACCACCAGUAGUCUAGUCUUGAUCUCAUGAUACACAAACCAAAUUAUAGUCCUUUCCCUUAAGCUAAAUUUGAACAUCUGACCAGUUUUAUCUUGCUUGCAGGCAGCUCCAGAAUACUGGCGAAAUCUUGAUCCCUAUUGGAAGGGAACUGGCCCAAGCAUGCGCCGCUACUUCCAUCCAGAUGGGAGCCAAACUGCAGAUCCUGGUGACCAGGUUUGGGGCGGCCACGAGUGCUGUUAUUGUAUAGUCACAAGCUUUUUUGUGGGUGAAGGAAGGAUCAGGGAGCAUUAUGUUAGGAUAAACAGAUGGCCCCGAUUGCUCAUAUCCAGGAAGGAGGACUGGAGCUGGGAAAUGUCCAACUGCAUCUUCCACUACAACAGCAUUCCUGAUGCUGACAAGGAAGGUGGAACAGGACCACUGUCACUGUUGCUCUGAACGUAUCUCCAAUUGCAGUUCCCAAAUAUUUAAUACUAAGCGAGCGUUGGCCAAAAAAACAAAAAACAAAAAAAACCACUAAAAUAAUGUACUUAUAUAAAGCAGUGCCUAGUUAUGCUCUGGGCAUGCAGUAAGCAUCCAGUACUCUGUAUGCUGGGUUUUGGUACAUACUCUGUAUGCUGGGUUUUGCAUAAAAUGAAGUUGCCUAGUUGUACUUUACAUAAAUCGGUGACUAAUUUUGUACUUCAUACAUAAUGUGGUUUUUGAGUGAUAUGAUAUGCAAAUAAGGGAAAUUAAAGAUG